GAGAAUGCUCUAAAAAUAAUAAUAAUUGCAUGAGAUAGUAUCACAGAGCAUAUUGAAGACGUAUGUUUAGAAUAAUAAAUUAGAUCAACAACAAAAGGUGGUUAAAAAUUGAGUUAAUCAUUCAACCCUAAUGGAUUAAUAGGUUAAUCAUUGAGUCCAAAUUAGAAAGGUAAUUAAAGCAUGGGAUAAAAGAAAGGGAAUAAUAAUAAUAUAAAAUAAUAUUAACAGGAGCUUUUAAAAUUAAUGACUAGUCAGAAAUAAUUAUCAUCUGGAAAUAAGAAGGCAAAUAUGUCAGAUAUGAUGAGUUAACAAUAAAAGGAUAGUAAACGAAUGAAUUCUGGUUAAAGUUAACCAUAAAAAUCAUAACCAAUAAGUAAAAUGAGUUUUGUAAGUACAGGAAUAACAGUAAUAGUGAAUAAUGAGAAUCAACAAAUAAAGUUUAAUAUUGAAAGUUCAAAAACAACAGGAUGGUUAGAGUAAUACUUAAAAUAGGAAGUAAAGAAACAUUCAAUACAUUAAUAUUCAUCAACAGGUUCUUAGCCAGAUGAAAGGAAAGUAACAUGUGGUACAGGGAAUGAAUCUUCUGAUUUGGAAAUAGUAUCAUUCCAUACAGUUGAAAAGAAUCUACCAGUUGAUUAUUAUUUGUAAUAGACAAACAAAAGUUUAGAGAUCUUUAGUGGAUAAACAUUGAACUUAUAACCAUUUUAUGGUACUCCAUAAUAGAGCAAGAUAUCAUUGAAAGAUUUCAUUUUUGUAAAAUGUAUUGGAGUUGGGGGUUUUUCAAGAGUGUAUAUGGUAAAAAAGAAAUCAAAUGGAAGGUUUUAUGCAAUGAAAUUAAUAGACAAAGAGUUUAUAUUGUAGCAUAAAAAAUAAGGUAGUAUUUAUAAUUAAUAUAAAUAGGUAUUGUAUAGAAUGAAAGAGAUAUCAUGACUGUGUUAGAUCAUCCAUUUAUUAUAAAAUUGGAAUAUGCAUUUGAAUCUAAGAAUUUUAUAGUAUUUGUAUUGGAAUUCUGUAGUGGAGGAGAAUUAUUCUGGUAAUUAAGACAAGUCAAAAGAAUGACAGAAGAUUAAGCAAGAUUUUAUUUUACUGAAAUUUGUUUGGCUAUGUUUUAUUUGCAUUCAUUAUCAGUUGUCUAUAGAGAUAUUAAACCUGAGAAUAUUUUAAUAGAUUUAGAUGGUCAUAUAAGAAUAGCAGAUUUUGGAUUAUCUAAACCAAAUAUGACAGAAGAUGAUUAUGCAUAUAGUUUUUGUGGAUCACCAGAAUAUAUGGCUCCAGAGAUGUUAUUAAAAGUAGGACACAAUGUUUAAGUCGAUCAUUAUUGUUUAGGAGCAUUAUUAUAUGAAUUAGUUACUGGUUUACCUCCAUAUUAUUCUAGAGAUACAGAUGAAAUCUAUGAAUCAAUAUUGAAUGAAGAAUUAACAUUCCCAGAUAAACUAAAUUUAUCAUCUGACAUUAAAGUAAAUAUAAUAUAUAAGAUAUAUUAAGAAUUUAUUAUAAGGAUUAUUAUGUAAAUAACCAUCAGAAAGACUGGGAGCUCAUAAAGGAUUGAAUGAAUUACUCACUCAUUCUUGGUUUAAAGAUGUUGAUUUAGUUGCUAUUUUGUAGAAAUAGAUUGCACCUCCAUUCAAACCUAAUUAAUUAAAAUUCAAUUAUGAUUCUAAUGAUCUUAUGAAAGGAGAAUUAGAAACUAGAGAAAAGUUAUUAGGCAAAUCAGGAUUACAAUAAGAAAUUAGAAUCUUUAAAGCAUUCUACUUUGAUUCCUAUGAACAAAAAUAAAUGAAAUAAGAAUAAGCAAAAAUAUUGAAAUAACAUUUCAUGAUGGUUACUUAAUAAUAAUUAGCAUUAAAUACUAAAUUCAAACCUUAAAGAAAAAGCACUGAACCAAAAGAACAUCCAUCUAAACCAGCAUCUCCCUAAAUUAAUAACAACAAAUCAUAGAAACUCACUCCAGAGUAAUUUUAAUCUCUACAAAAACGAAUUAAAUCUUAGUAUAAUUAUUAUUCUAAUGUAUUCUAGAUAAUCUUCUAUUACUAAUGUAUAAUAAGUUAGUUCAAUUCCAAGUCCUGCUUAAUCUAAAGUCUAAGGAUUGAAAAGAAUCAUUUCUUAAAAUAACUUCUUUGCUGAUAGAUAAAAUACAUUACCUAAUGGAUAAAAAGAUUUAGAUUAUCAUCACUUAUUGUCAAACGUCUCUACAGAAUAAAUCCUACAUAAAAGAGUGUCUUCUUUAAAAUCAAAAAAAAAAUGA
Paramecium sonneborni is the source of this 2245-nucleotide messenger RNA. The record is from the annotation of a GenBank genome assembly. Lineage: Eukaryota; Ciliophora; Oligohymenophorea; Peniculida; Parameciidae.